AUGGCCGAUACUCAAUCUUCAGCCUCCACAUCCACACAAAGAACAAUUGGCAGACCCUUCUACAACGCUUGUGAUCCCUGCCGAAGAAGCAAGAUCAGGUGUGAACCAUCUGAUGAUCAGUCAUCUGCGUGUAAGUCCUGCAUCAAGAAGAGAAUCCAACAUUACUGUGUUUCUACCCCUCACAAGGAGUUCUAUCAGCAAAAUGACCCCCUGUCGAAGAGCAAGCCAGAAGAUACCACUGCAACGCAAGCUCAAGAAGACAUUUACACUGCCGGCACCACCACCUCGGCCACCUCUGCUACUGCUGCUACUGCUACCAGUUAUGCGCCCGGGUCUGAUAUGCCUUCCGUCAUUCCUUACGAUGUAAGGCUAAACGGCUUCUAUUCCAGUGUCAAUGAGGACCUCAACUCUACUAUCAACAAAUAG
Kwoniella botswanensis is the source of this 426-nucleotide messenger RNA. RefSeq lists its product as uncharacterized. Gene Ontology annotation, molecular function: zinc ion binding; DNA-binding transcription factor activity, RNA polymerase II-specific. Gene Ontology annotation, biological process: regulation of DNA-templated transcription. The transcript has 3 exons. Lineage: Eukaryota; Fungi; Basidiomycota; Tremellomycetes; Tremellales; Cryptococcaceae. The record is from RefSeq and is a predicted model, not a curated record. Bases 1 to 426 code for a protein of 141 amino acids.